AAGGGACCGCCGCUUCUCUCAGUCCAUCCCCGUCUCAGUCGAGAGGUCUCAGGUGAAUUUUUCUCUCAGAGCGCUAAUCCAACGGGGACCAACCGAGCACCUCAAACUCGUCAUAUCUGCUUCUGCUUCAAAAGGCCCCAUCACGUUCUUUUCGCCGCCCUCGAGGGCCUUCCCGUCACCAUGCUUCUCCCCAGAGAAUCCGCAAAACCAACCAUGCUGGGCUCCGAAUUUGGCACCACGCCAGACACCAAGCCAGAGGUCCGCCUCAAUGCCGUCGGCAUCUGGUGGAUCGUCUUCGGCGCCGUCUGGACCGCCCUUUUAGCCUGCGGGAUGGGAUAUCUCUACACCAAGCGCAAAUCACCAACCGUUCGUAUCCGUGGUCUCCCCCUCACAUUUGCCGGCCUCAUUCUGCUUCAUCUCUACUGGAUCACGGUUCAGAUCGGGUAUGCCAUUGGACCUCUUGCCCCCGAGAUGGCCCAGUUUUGGAUCAUGAGCAUCUGGUAUCCCUUUGGCAUCGCUCUCUUCCAAGCCGGCAACAGCCAGUUCCUCCAUGUUGCCAAAGCCCAGAGCAGAUUCGCCCGACCACCCAGCCAGAUGAGCAGCCGCUUUGACGAGAAGAAGCAGCAGCCCAAGACGCUAUCGAGAUGGCAAAAGAUCAAGGCUAUGGAAUACCAGACGAAAAUGGCAACCUUGGUCACAGUGGGCGUGUCGUGCCAGUUCUUGGUCGUCAUGAUCAUCUUCCUCAUCUCCCGCAAGUUCCACUCCGAUUUUGGCAUUCCCGGCACCGAGGUGUACGGGUCUACACCGGGCGAGAUUGCCAUGAAGCAGGGUCGUGGUUGGGAGUGGUGGCCGUCUCUAUUUUGGCAGUUUCUGUGGGCUUGGGUGUUUGCCCCUAUUAUUCUCUGGCGAUCACGCAAGAUCCGUGACACCCACGGCUGGCAACUGCAGACCAUCGCCUGCUGUCUUGCAGGACUUCACGCAGCGCCCAUGUGGCUUGUUGCCCUCUAUGUUCCCGAGAUGGCGCCCGUCAACAUGUACUUUAUUCCACCCCAAUGGAUUGCUGUUUCCAUCUUCAUUAUGGAAAUCUUUACUGUGUUUGUUCCCUGCUAUCAGGUUCACAAGGAUGAGGCUUUGGCCAAGGAGACCUGGAGCAUCAUCAAGAAGUGGGAGACCAAGGGCAAGUUCGGCUCCGACAAGAGCGUGUCCACCGCCGACUCUACUGUUCCCGGCACCCCUCUGUCCCCCACGUCAACCAAGGUCGGUCGCGAGUCAUCUCUCAACUUUGGCGACCCGUGGAAACAAUCGUCCGUGAUGGAGAGCGGUGGCGGUGACUUGGCCAUCAACUCGAUUCCUGAUGACCGCAUCUUGACCAUGGAUGCCCUGGUUCAUGUUCUCUCCAAAAACCCUGAGCCUCUCCGGCAGUUCUCUGCUCGCCGCGACUUUUCUGGCGAAAACAUUGCUUUCUUGACUGCUGUCUCGGAGUGGAAGGCCUCGCUGCACCCUGCUUUCACCAGCAACCGUUUUGAGGCCCCAGACGACGUGGUCCGACAGGCAUACACCAAGGCUCUCAAGAUUUACUACGAGUUCGUCUCGCCUCAGGACGCCGAAUUUCCCCUCAACCUGGCCUUUGAGCAAUCCCGGCAGCUGGGUGGUCUGUUUGACCGUGCCAUCCGCGACCUGCUCGGCGACAGCCGCGCCAACGUCGAUCCUGUUACCCCCUUCAUGUCUGCCGGCGUGCACGACUGGCGGAUGCCAGAAUCGAGGGGAUCCGAGUCAGGCAUCAUGGUCUCUGUCCACGUCGAGACGGACAAGAUGCCUGCCGUUCCUGGUAUCGCGAUCGUCCCCAGUUCCGACGGCAAGGGAGAGGAAGAGGGGAUCGCCUUGUCGGUCUCUACCAACAGCAUGAUGAACACAUUCCAGGAUUUCUAUCAGGGUGACAUCCCCGAGCUGUUCAACGCGUCGGUGUUUGACGCGGCCGAGAAGAGCAUUAAGGAGCUGGUCCUGACAAACACGUGGCCCAAAUAUGUCCGGGAGCGGAGGAACUCGGAGUCGUCGUCGGCGUCGGGGACCUCGUCGUCCAACAACACUUCUGACACGGACGGGACGCUCAAGUCCAAGAAGAGUUCCAGUUCGAGUUUGUGGAGGUUUUUCCACAAGGGGUGA
Podospora anserina S mat+ is the source of this 2163-nucleotide messenger RNA. RefSeq lists its product as uncharacterized. The transcript has 4 exons. Lineage: Eukaryota; Fungi; Ascomycota; Sordariomycetes; Sordariales; Podosporaceae. The annotation marks the transcript as partial. The record is from RefSeq and is a predicted model, not a curated record.